This is a messenger RNA of Anthostomella pinea, 1461 nucleotides long. The record is from the annotation of a GenBank genome assembly. Lineage: Eukaryota; Fungi; Ascomycota; Sordariomycetes; Xylariales; Xylariaceae.
AUGAAGUUCACUGCAAUUGCAGGGGCGUGCCUCUCUUUACUCUCGUCAGUGGCUGCCGAUGCCAACAUUACUGCGCCGUCGUCGUCCAAGGUCGCCCUGCCGUCCACUUUCAAGCCGCCGCAGGUCUUCAAGAACGCCAAUCUGGUGCAUGUCGUCUCGUUAGAGAAGAACUUCGCCAAGGAGUCCAUCAACGUCCUCAUCGAGAAUGUGUCGCCGGAACCUCAGGAUGAGUACUUCCUGCCUUUCACCAGCGAGCAAAUGGAGAAGGUGGGAGGUAUCGAGGUAAAGGACCGGAAGAGUGCCGAUGUUGUCGGCUUCACCGUAGAAGCAGUCGAGUUUGACCCAUUGAGUGACACUCAAUACUACCGAAUCCGACUGCCUGCACCCCUAUCUCCUAAGAGCCAGCAGACCCUGGGCAUCUCCUUCCACUACCUCAGGGCACUCUCGCCGCUUCCCGCUGCCAUUGAACAGGCCGACAAGCAGUACCUCCUCUAUGCUUUCUCGGCCUACUGCCCCUCGGCUUACCCUACGUUGAAGCAGAAGACCGAAGUCAAGCUUCCGUCCGCGGAUAUCCCAGACUACACUACGAUUGCUGGCAGUGGCGAUGUUAAGGAGUUCCCGGUCAAGCAAGGAUCGAAGCUCAUCUACGGUCCAUUCCCCGAGGUCCCAGCCGGCGCGGUAUCUGCCAUCAAAGUGCGAUUCGAGUCCACCAAGCCCGUCACUCACGUGUCCCACCUGGAGCGCGAUAUCGAGGUCAGCCACUGGGGCGGCAAUGUCGCGUUUGAGGAGCGUUACACUCUGUUCAACCACGGCGCAAACCUAUCUGCCCAGUUCAACCGAGUGAAAUGGGCCCAGUCUCAGUACUUCAACCCUCAGACAUACGCGUUGAAGGAGAUGAAGAUCCCCCUUCGAGUUGGAAGCAAGGACGCCUACUUUACCGAUGUUAUUGGUAACGUGUCGACCUCGCGCUUCCGCAGCAACAAGCGCGAGGCGGUGCUCGAGCUCAAGCCUCGUUACCCCGUUUUCGGGGGCUGGAAAUACCCCUUCACAAUCGGGUGGAACGCCGACACCAAGUUCUUCUUGAAGAAGUCGGCUAGCAACUACCUGUUGAACGUGCCUCUACUGGAGGGCCCUAAGCAGGCGGAGGGUGUCGAGUACGGGCAGGUUCAGGUUCGCGUCCUGCUACCUGAAGGCGCCGACAACGUCAAGUUCUAUACCACCGCUCCAGAAUCCUCCAUUACCGGACAUAGUGUGGAUCUGGAAAGAACCUACCUAGACACUGUUGGCCGGACCGUACUUACGAUCAAGGCGAGGAAUCUGGUAGACGACUUUCGUGACCGAGAGUUAAUCGUUUCUUACGACUACUCAACCAUGGCGGGGUUGCGCAAGCCGCUCAUCAUCUUCUCGAGCAUGAUAUCAAUAUUCGUGGGAAUCUGGGCAAUCUCGAAGGUGGAUUUGUAG